Molecule: messenger RNA, 1068 nt
Organism: Rotaria sp. Silwood2
Lineage: Eukaryota; Metazoa; Rotifera; Eurotatoria; Philodinida; Philodinidae
Source: the annotation of a GenBank genome assembly
AUGGAAAACGAUUUAUUACCAUUAUUAUCGGAUACAAAUGAACGUUUUCGUCGUAUACGUGAACUUGGUUCUGGAACGUAUGGACGUGUCUUAUUAGCGUUUGAUCGUGAUUUACAACAACGUUGUGCAUUAAAAAUUUUACCAAAAUCAACAACAAAAUAUCGUGAUUUUCAACGUGAAUAUAAUUAUUCAUUAUUAUUGUCACCACAUCGUUCAAUAAUAAGUACAUAUGAAGAUCGAUGUUAUCAAACAGCAGAUGCAUUUAUUAUUGUACAAGAGUAUGCACCAUUAGGAGAUUUAUUUGAAUCAAUACCACCACAACGUGGUUUACCUGAAAAAGCGGUAAAAACAAUUAUGAAACAAGUUGCUUCAGCACUUGAAUUUAUGCAUGAAAAAGGAUUGGUUCAUCGAGAUGUUAAACCAGAAAAUGUUAUGAUAUUUGAUGCAGAUUUUCACAAAGUUAAAUUAAUCGAUUUUGGUAUGACAAGAAAAUGUAGUUCAUAUGUACGGCGUUUAAUUGGAAGUAUACCUUAUUCACCUCCAGAAGUAUGCAGUGCUCUUAAUAAUGAUAUACUUGUCUCAACAGCUAUGGAUGUAACAAAUCAGAAUAUUCAUAAUUUAGGUAAUUUUCCAUGGGAACAUGCACAAGAGUCCGAUAUAUAUUAUAACGAAUAUUUACAAUGGCAUCGACAUCAUCAAUUACAACGUCGUUAUAAAUUACCAUCACAAUGGUAUAGAUUUACUAGUCGUUUAAUGAGAUUAUUUAGAAAAAUGCUUGAUCCUGAAUCAUUAAGACGGUGUGCAAUAACUGAAAUAGGUAAAUAUUAUGAUAAUAGAUGGAUACAUGAUAAUAAUUAUCGUCGACGUUUAUCAAAUGAAGAUGAAGGUGUUGAAGAAGAUUUUUCAUCAUCAGGAAGUGGCAUUGAAAGUAAUACAAUGACAACAAGUUCAACAAGUAACACUGAUUUUGAAGAAUUAACACAAAUGAUGAGAAACUCUCUAACUACAUUUGAUCAUUUAACAUCUAUUGAUAAUCAAAAACAAUUAUCAACAAAACUUUUGUCUUGA